This is a messenger RNA of Pelobates fuscus (common spadefoot toad), 3244 nucleotides long. RefSeq names its product REL proto-oncogene, NF-kB subunit (gene REL). Gene Ontology annotation, molecular function: RNA polymerase II cis-regulatory region sequence-specific DNA binding; DNA-binding transcription factor activity, RNA polymerase II-specific. Gene Ontology annotation, biological process: non-canonical NF-kappaB signal transduction; canonical NF-kappaB signal transduction; positive regulation of transcription by RNA polymerase II. Gene Ontology annotation, cellular component: cytoplasm. The coding region runs from base 499 to 2289 and encodes 596 amino acids. Lineage: Eukaryota; Metazoa; Chordata; Amphibia; Anura; Pelobatidae. The record is from RefSeq and is a predicted model, not a curated record. The transcript has 11 exons.
UUCAUAGUACUGUCACAGCACUGCCUGCUAAGCUACUGGCUACACUUUGAAGGGAGGAACUUGGACACUUUGUUACAACAGGAGAGAGCAAAGCACUGCUCAAGUGCUCCCAGGCUGGGGAAGUCACCAAGAUCUGUCAACACAGAAGUUCCUACUCCACUAUCGUCUUCUGUGGAUCUGAAGCUUAGUCUCUUAGUGAUUUCUGGAUCCCUCCCUCCUUCCCUCCCCUGCAGCCAGAAGAUGAAUUACCUGUAAAACCAGAUGCUGGUUCUGACACCCAUUUGCUGUCAUUGGGUACCAAGCUUUGCCACUGACUGUGUUACUUCAUAACAGAUAUAACCUUGACCUGGAUAUUUCAUACAGAGAGACAAGUCCUACAGCCUGACACCCCUAUCUGGCACAGCAUCCCCCCUGGCCUUUAUUUUACAGACACUAAAGUAACCCUCACCCUUCACUGGGUGACCCCCCUCUGCAAGCUACCUGAUUGCUGGAUUCACAAUGUCUGUGCAAAGUCUUGGACGCUUUCAGAACACUCUUCAUGCUGCACAUGAACCGUACAUAGAAAUAUUUGAACAGCCCCGUCAGAGAGGAAUGAGAUUUAGGUACAAAUGUGAAGGUCGCUCAGCAGGGAGCAUUCUUGGGGAACACAGCACAGAAAAUAACCGAGUAUACCCAUCCAUACAGAUUAUGAAUUACAUUGGUAAAGGAAAAGUGAGAGUCACUCUGGUUACAAAGAAUGACCCUUACAGACCACAUCCCCAUGAUCUCGUUGGGAAAGACUGUCGAGAUGGCUAUUAUGAAAUAGAAUUUGGUUCGGAUCGUAAAGUUUUAUGUUUUCAGAACCUGGGUAUUCAAUGCGUUCGGAGAAAAGAAGUGAGAGAAGCCAUCCAUUCGAGAAUUAUUCGCAAAAUUAAUCCAUUUGCUGUGCGAGAUGAGCAGUUACUCAACAUUGAAGAUUAUGACCUGAAUGUUGUUCGAUUGUGCUUCCAAGUCUUCCUUCCUGAUGAACAUGGGAAUUAUACGAGAGCCUUAAUGCCAAUUGUCUCAAACCCAAUAUAUGAUAAUCGUGCUCCUAACACAGCCGAGCUGAGGAUCUGCCGUGUGAACAAGACUUCUGGAAGUGUCAGGGGAGAUGAUGAAAUAUUCCUUCUUUGUGACAAGGUUCAGAAAGAUGACAUUGAGGUCAGAUUUUUCACAGAAAACUGGGAAGCUAAAGGCACAUUCGGACAGGCUGAUGUACACAGACAAGUUGCUAUUGUGUUCAAAACUCCUCCAUUUCACCGUAACAUCACGGACCCUGUUACGGUGAAGAUGCAGCUUCGAAGGCCAUCCGAUCAAGAAGUCAGUGAAGCUAUGGAUUUUAGAUAUCUGCCUGAUGAAAAGGAUCCAUAUGGAAAUAAAAUUAAAAGGCAGAGGACAUCUUCAGUUUUACAGCAGUUCAAACGGAGUUAUGAAAUUGCUGAAACGUCAAAAAUACCACAGGAGAUAUUUCGCCAAGCGGAGCGAUUUAUAAAACAAGAGCCUGUAUUUAUCCAGCAAGAUUGUGUGAAACCUACUCAAGUCAUGCCACCUUCUUCAAGGUCUUUGUUUAAUGAUGGCAUCUCAACAAUGCUAGAUACCCACAGGUUACACUCAGUGGCACCUGGAAAUCAGCAUAUCACUUCUACAGUCUGGACUCAACCGAAUUAUAGCACCAGCCAAUCUAAUGAGUUCAUGACAAGUUUAUCCAUUGGUGACUUUCCUUUUUCUUUCUCUGAUGGCGUUUCCGAUGGCUUGAAUGUUCCAUACCAUCCAACAUUUACAGCCACCGGUGAUUCCACUUCUGCUCCCACAUUGCAUAGAAAUGAUGUUAACAUUUGUGAUCAAGGGCCAGGCAAUUUGAUGUCUGCCACAAAUGGAGCAGUGUCUAGUUGUAUUAGCGUCUCAAGGGAAGUGGAUUUCAUGACUGUUCAAAGUACCAGUUAUCAGCCAAACCUAAAAGAACCAACAGCACUCAGGAAUGAAUGUUUCAUGAGUGGACUGAAAAACAUGAAUGCAUCUUCUUGUCCAAGUGUACUAACCAAUAACUCUCAGACAGUUGGAUAUGCAGAACAGAUGACAUUGCCGCAUGACGAUAUAACAGAUCAGACGAGUGCGAUCAGCAGAAACGACUUCUACAUGAAAUCCAACCAAAAUGAUGACCUUUGUUUAGGUUUAACUCUGGAUUCUUCUGACUUAGAAUCAAUAUUAAAUUAUGGGAAUUCUCUUACACUUGAUAAACAGAAUGCACAAUUUCAAAUUGGACCAUAAAAUUCUGGCUCACACUAUGGUUGGGAAAGAUAGGUUCACUUUCUCUUGGAUUUACGAAGAAACAGCAAUAGUCAAACAAAUCCAUCCACAAAUUAGCCGUCGUUAUCUGCUCUUCAAAAUCACAGCAGGCUCAGGUUGGGCCACGUCCCAAAAAUAUAACCAGUCAAAAACGUUCUUCUCAGUAUUUUUUUCUGGGUUUCUCAAAGUUAAUUCAAAGCCUAUAGUUUUGAAAACAAAAUGUGACUUAUUCCAUAUGUUAUGUUGUAAAAGUUUAAAGUCCCAUGUAGACCACUGGACUAUUUCAGAGGAGGACAUUUAAAAAUAGACAUGGAAGAUAAACUGUACAAUUUUUAAAUGUUAUUUUUUGAGAAAAUUAAUUCCAUAAUUUAUGGAUUUAUAAAAAAAAUAAAAAAAUUACAGUGAGUUGCGGUUUUGCCAAACUAGGCCAACAUAGCUAGGCUGGAAAAGAGAAUCUCCAAUCAUAAAUUCAAGAUGUAAAAAUGUGCAUGUCUAUGAAAUAAUAUGUAUAGAAAAGCAACACGUUACAUUACAAUCUAUAUAUUGUGCAUUUAAUUAAAUGUAUCCCCUCAUCCUUUCUUACCAUUCAUCACCAUCAUCUAAAAAAUACAAACAAGGAAACAAUGAAAAAGCUUAAGGGACUACUUUGUAGGUGUAGUAUAAGUCACAAGAGAUUAACAUAUUUUGGAUGAAUGUUAAUGGACUUUGAGGUAUUUCAAACCACUAAUAGCAAUGCAACAUGUAUCAAAAUGAUCCCCACACUGCUACUCUGUAAGUAUGUGCAACAUAAACAUUUCAGGAAGUGUAGGGUUAAAAUAGAAAUCUUUAUCCUAUUCCUUUAAUAUCACAUACCACACAGGCAUUGCAGCAGCUGCUUUGUAAUAAGUUCCGCUCAGAAGUCUCAAACGUAUUGAGUUGUCCCACUUAUGUUGCACGU